Molecule: messenger RNA, 1993 nt
Organism: Notothenia coriiceps (black rockcod)
Lineage: Eukaryota; Metazoa; Chordata; Actinopteri; Perciformes; Nototheniidae
Product: CUB and sushi domain-containing protein 3-like
Exons: 8
Coding region: 1-936 (311 amino acids)
Source: RefSeq, a predicted model, not a curated record
AUGUAUUUCUUCAAGUACCCUAUCAAACCACACUCCUGCAAGCAGCCGCGGAGCCCGGCCAACGCUGACGUUGUGGGUCUAGACCUGCCCUCCUACGGGUACACCCUGGUGUACUCCUGUCAGCCGGGUUACUUCCUCUCCGGGGGUUCAGAGCACAGAGUCUGCCGCUCUGACAGCAGCUGGACUGGCAAGGUGCCUGUGUGCAGAGUCGGAUCCAAAUCACAAGAGAAAACUGUCAAACCCGUAAUGGGAAUACCAAGCCCAAAAAUAAAUGUUCCCGAUGAUGUCUUUGCCCCUGAUUUCGUGUGGAAGGGUUCCUAUGACUACAAAGGCCAGAAACAGCCGAUGACUCUGACAGUCACAAGCUUUAAUGCCACAAUGGGGAAAGUCAAUGUAACUUUGACUGACAGUAGCAUGGAGUUUCUGCUCUCUGGAGUGUACAAGCGCCAGGAGGCCCGGCUAAUGCUCCUGCUCUACCAGAUGAGAGCGCUUGCCCACAGCUCCUUGAGCAGGAUUACUGAUGAGACCUGGGCAAUGGACGGAUUUGUUUCAGCUGAGCCUGAGGGUGGCAGCUAUGUGUUCCAAGGCUUCAUACAGGGUAAAGACUACGGACAGUUUGGACUACAGAGACUGGGUUUGAGCGUGAGAGAGAAUGUCACACUCGCUGACCCUGAAACCAGCGGCUCCACCAACAGCAGUUCUGUUGCUGUCGCUAUCCUCGUGCCUUUCUUUGCCCUCAUCUUCGCAGGCCUCGGAUUCUAUCUCUACAAACAGCGGAAAACAGAUAAAGCGCAGUACACAGGAUGUUCUGUCCACGAGAACAACAAUGGACAGGCAACUUUUGAGAAUCCCAUGUACAACACUAACACAAAAGCCGCUGAGGGGAAAGUUGUCCGAUUUGACCCAAAUCUCAACACCAUCUGCACCAUGGUUUGAUGUCUACAGAGUAUGAGAGACGGACAGAAGGGGAGAGAGACACAUAGAGGGAGAAUACAACUUCUCCUUGUUUGCUUAACAUUAAUAUAUCGACAUAUUUAUAUUUUCCCUGUUUCUGAUGGCAUACAACAAAGACAGAGAUUUGCUUCAGAAAUAUAAAGCACACUAUCAGCAAUGCUUGCAGCAUUUGCAAUCGAUCAUAUACAAAAGGUAAAGAACUAAAGAAGAGAGGAAGAAGAGAGGAAGAAGAGAGGAAGAAGAGGUCCCACACCUCCCGGAUCUUCCCGUAGCGCGGAGGAGAGAAGUGUUCUUUACACUCUGUGAGUGUUGGCUUUAUGAAAAAAAGAGCCUCUGGCAUAUAGAUAAAAUAGAGUAUUUUAUGCUCUGUAGUAUAAAUAUAGGGGGGUUACUUCACAAUGCCAAAUGAAAAAUAAAAUUCUUUCCUUACAAGAAAACAGCCCAAAUCUCAACCCUUUUUGUUUUCUUAUCCUCGUCUCAUUUAUCCCAACUAGAGUUAUUUCUUUCUUAUGGAGGUAAGUAGCCUCUCACCUGUGAGUUGAACAAUGUUGUCUUUAAAUUAUUUUUUCCAGGCAGUGAAGUGUGUGUGAGAGGAGAUGAGGAUGAAGAGAAGAAACUGCCUCUCUUUGAAUAGCAUGUGCCAAUACACGAUUAAGAGGUAUAAUGGACCAUAUAACUUUGAACAGACCUCUGUCUGUUCAAAGUUGUAUGGUCCAUUAUACCUCUUAAUUGGACGGCACCUCCUACUGACAACAUUUGUGGCCAGGGAUUUAAUUACCGAAGUGCAGUAUAAUUUUUUGGAGUGUGUUAGGGAAUGCUAGGGCUUUUGUUGUUACAGUGCAGGGUCUCUGACAACAAUAGAGUGCGUUUUGCCCAAGAAAGAUGUAGUAAACAUUAGGGUUUAUUAUCACAUUGUGUGCAAUGAAUUAGUUUUUGCCAGAAAUGUUUGAGUAUGAGAUUACUGCACCUUUCAGUAUAACGGCCCGUCCACACAGCGGCGUUUGAAGUUUCUGCCCAUUCACUUUGAAUGGGGUGACGU